UGUAGGCCGCUUCUCUCCCCACACUCGCCCCACUCGAUACACCCUAUAAGAGAAACGAAACCGGAAAAGUGUGAAAAACUUCGAAAAUAAUCUUUGUUACAGUUUAUUUUGUCGUGAUAAGUGUAUACAAGUGCAUUUGAUAAAAGAGACCAAAAAAAUGUUUUAAGAAACCACGCUCCCGCUCGUCUUCUGUUUACGAAGCGCGAUGUAAACAAAAAUCGCUUUGCGUCCUUCUCGUCUUUUCCCUUCCAAUCUUCAUCUACCUCAUGUCACAGCUUGCGGCGUAGUUGACCAGUCAUGUCUGGGGUGGUGGCGGUGCAUGUAGGUGCUGGGAGUCACUCCUCAUCCCUGAAAGGAGAAUACAAAAAAUUAAUGAAGGAAGCAUGUGUUCAGGCCAUGGAAAUACUUCGGGGGGGUGGGAAUGCUCUUGAUGCAGUGUGCACGGCGACGCAGGUGUUGGAAGACUCCCCUCGCACCAAUGCAGGGUUUGGGUCUUCCCUCACUGGUCAAGGUGGAGUAGAGUGUGAUGCAAGUGUAAUGGAUGGACACACACUACGUCACGGUGCAGUGGGAGCUGUACCGGGGGUGAGGAACCCUGUGUUGCUGGCCAGACAAAUCCUUGAUGCACAGUCACAGCCUUUACCAGGUGGCCUUGUUCCUCCCAGUUUCUUGGCAGGUCGUGGAGCUCAGGUGUGGGCAGCUUCAAAUAAUGUGGAAACUUGUGAAGAUGGCGAACUGAUUGCUGAGAGGUCCCAGCGGAUACACGAAGAAAGCAUGCGUAACAUACAGAGACUGGAAGAGGGUGGGGCUAAGAGACGGAGAUAUGCAUUGCCCGAAGAAGAGGAGGAAAUGCAGGGUGGACUUUUGGAUACUGUCGGUGCAGUGUGUGUUGACGGUUCCGGUUAUGUUGCUAGUGCUGUGUCAAGUGGCGGCCUCCUGCUCAAGCAUACAGGGAGAGUUGGUCAAGCUGCAGUGUAUGGCUGUGGCUGUUGGGCCGAGAACAAUUGCGAUGGUAGCGGUGUAAGUGUAGGAGUUAGCACGACCGGUUGUGGGGAGCACCUCAUCCGCACCAUGUUUGCCAGACUGUGUGCACGCGCCGCCAUUUCACCUGAGCUUGGGAGCAACAUCACUCAUGCCGUCACCACCCACUUCCUGGAAUCUGACUUUUUAGAGGGAGUCCAUCCAAGAAUGGCUGGAGCACUUAUCUUACGUCAUGAUCCACAAGGAGGCAUCAGUGAUCUUUACUGGCUCCACACUACCCGCACGAUGGGAGUCUGCUACAUGACUACUAGUGACCGCAAACCACAGGCUCAAUUUUCGGAACUCGCCGAGGACAAGAUUGGCAUCUCAGUAAACCUCCAGAGUAAGUCAUUUGGAGGAGGUAUGCCAGUUGUGACAACAAGUGGUGACAUACAGCCUGGUCCAUCACAUGCAGGAGUCUCUGGUCUGUUGGUGGGAGAGGAAGAAAGGGAAAAGAGUGACUCAAGUGAUGAUGAUGAAGAAGAAGAAGAACCAGGAUAACAGGGAAGGAGUGGUGUGAAGAGAUGAGCAGUUUGGACAAGAAAAAAAAUAACUCCUGAAUCACAACAAUUAAAAUUAUCUCAUCCUUCUUCAACAAGUAUGAUGCUAUAGUAAUAAUGGUUGAGUUUGAUAAAAAGAAAGCUGCUUUCUCACUUGUUUGUAAUGAUUUUAAUGGGAACAAUAUUUUCACAAUAUUUAGUCAUUUUCAGAUAAAAUAUUCAUUUGAUAAAAGUUCUUAAAUAUGGAUCAUAAAUUGAUAGCCUGUUCCCAUGGUAAUGAUAUUGUAUUUUGCAGCUGUCAUUCAGGGCAAGACUUGAGCUUCACAGGGUGAGAGAAAAUUUCUUAAGAAUAAGCUUUUUUAAUUGUAAUUUAAAUAUAUGGUUAUAUUGAUAACACCACUGCCCAGAACCUUAUGUAAGUAGGUGAUCGUAUGAUAAUUUUUCUAGCUCUUCAGGGUAACAUGCCACACGCUGGCAAACUUGCAUUUCAAAUCAUUCUAGAAUUAAGGUUCAUCACAACUGUCACUGCCAAACGUGCACAGCCACUUAACCAGUAUUUUCCCAGCAUUUCCAUAGUAACACAGUUCUUUCCGGAGAGUGCAUUACAAGCCUGUGGUAGCAGGGUGAGCAGACCAUACUGGGAUCCAGCACCUGCAAUUUGGAAGUUGCAGGAAUCAGUUUGAAACUACAUAUAUGCCUCCAAGAGACCUUAGAUACUGCACAAUGUGUUGUUAUAUUCAUAUUGUACCAUGUUUGUAUGAUGCGUCGAAGAAUCCUUAAUGCUUCUUAUGUGUAACU
This is a messenger RNA of Homarus americanus (American lobster), 2318 nucleotides long. RefSeq names its product threonine aspartase 1-like (gene Tasp1). The record is from RefSeq and is a predicted model, not a curated record. Bases 298 to 1521 code for a protein of 407 amino acids. The transcript has 10 exons. Gene Ontology annotation, biological process: protein maturation. NCBI's taxonomy places the organism in Eukaryota, Metazoa, Arthropoda, Malacostraca, Decapoda, Nephropidae. Gene Ontology annotation, molecular function: threonine-type endopeptidase activity.